GCUAUGUUCAUUGUAAUGGCUGGAGCUAUAGUACUCACAACCAUAGGAAAUCUAAUGGUGAUCAUUUCAGUGUCACAUUUUAAACAGCUCCAUUCUCCGACUAACUUCCUUAUUCUGUCCUUGGCCAUUACAGAUUGCCUGUUAGGACUGGUGAUUAUGCCUUACAGCAUGGUGAGGUCAUUAACAUCUUGCUGGUAUUUUGGAGACUUAUUCUGCAGGUUGCACAGUUGCUUAGACAUGACAUUGUCUACAACCUCUAUAUUUCAUCUCUUCUUUAUUUCUGUUGACCGAUACUAUGCAGUGUGUCAGCCUCUUCAUUAUUGCAGAAACAUAACUACUAAUGUCAUAUUGGUAUUUAUAUGUAUCAGUUGGGCUUUCUCCUGUCUGUAUUCUUCUGGGCUUGUUUUUUCCAAUGUACACACUGAGGGAAUCCAAAACUAUUUAGCCACAUUUGCUUGUACUGGCUCCUGUUCUCUUGCUUUUAACAAGAUUUGGGCAGUAAUUACUUCAGCACUGUGUUUCUUUAUGCCAGGGACAAUGAUGAUUGGGAUUUACAUACACAUUUUCUCUGUUGCCAGUAAGCAAGCUAAGCUUGUACGUAAUCAGCAGAAUGUUCACACUGAUAAAGCAAAGAAUAAACUGUCUUUCAGGGCUGAAAGCAAAGCAGCAAAAGCACUAAGUAUUGUCAUGGGUGUGUUCUUGUUUUGCUGGCUGCCAUUUUUCAUUGUAACUUUAGUGGACCCUUACACAGAUUUUUCAGCUUCAGAAGAUGUAUACAAUACAGUUCUAUGGUUUGGGUAUUUGAACUCUGCCAUCAACCCCAUCAUUUAUGCAUUGUUUUACCCAUGGUUUAAAAGAUCAUGUGCAUUGAUUGUAAAUGGGAAUAUAUUUAAGGCAGGAUCUUCAUUUUCACAUAUUAUAAGUAGUGUUUAA
Messenger RNA from Xenopus tropicalis (tropical clawed frog), 933 nucleotides. RefSeq names its product trace amine-associated receptor 4. The record is from RefSeq and is a predicted model, not a curated record. NCBI's taxonomy places the organism in Eukaryota, Metazoa, Chordata, Amphibia, Anura, Pipidae. The transcript has a single exon. Gene Ontology annotation, cellular component: plasma membrane; membrane. Gene Ontology annotation, molecular function: trace-amine receptor activity; G protein-coupled receptor activity. The coding region runs from base 4 to 933 and encodes 309 amino acids. Gene Ontology annotation, biological process: signal transduction; G protein-coupled receptor signaling pathway.